CAGCAAUGAACUGAUAACAUAAUGAAAGUUGGAGCUUUCAAAUUUUUAGCAUAUGGUAUGUUACAAAAAUUAAAGUAUAAAAGAAACCUAAAUAAUAACACACUUUUACUCUUUGUCAUUAGAUUUCAGUUAGUAAAAGUAAACCAAAAAUAUGGCUACUAGAAGCCUUACUGACAUAUUUGUUUUAAUGCGAACGAAUUCUAUACAAAGUCGAGGAAUUUAUUCAUUCAAAAGUUCUAAACAUAAUGAAUAUGAUUCGGAAAAUGAAGAUGAUGUCGAUGAUAAAGUAGCGUUAAUGGAAACUGGAAGUUCUAAAUGGAAUAAAACAAACUCUUCAGAAUUACGUUCUCAACAAAAAUCACCACCUAGUUGGGCAGGCUCACUUGAAGAAGCACAAUAUUCCAUUACCAGGUUACAGAACAAAUUAAAAGAAGUGCAAUCGUUACAAGAUGCUCAAGUAUUAAGGCCUACCCUUGAUGAUUCUAGUUUACAAGAAAAACAUAUUCAGGAUCUCACAUUAGAUAUUACAAGGAUAUUUGGUUCGACUAAAAAAAUAAUUCAACAAAUUCGAUUACAUUCUAAUGGACUGUCCGGCAACAAAGAAUCCCAGUUAUCCUUCAAUGUAUCGUCGGCAUUAGUAUCAUCACUUCAGAUUUUAUUCAACGAAUUUCGAAAUUCACAACAAAAUUAUCUUAACAAAAUAAAACGACGAGAAGCUAUGUCGUCUCAAAUGUUUUUUGAAACUGAAGAUAAUACCAACAGUUCUGACUUAUUAGACAUGUUUGAUACUGGCUCAACGAACUCAUAUGGCCAACAAUUACAAAUGCAACAGUCAAAUCAAACGCAAACAUUUGCUGCUAUAUUAAUAGAAGAAGAAAAUGCUAAAAUAGCUGCUCAGUGGGAAAAAGAAGCCAAUCAAAUCACUAGUUCUGUGGUUGAAUUAAAUAACAUAUUUAAAGACCUUGCACACAUGGUUGUACAACAAGGCACAGUACUGGAUAGAAUAGAUUACAAUAUUGAGCAAACUGAAAUGAGGGUGAGAAAAGGUGCGUCUGAACUGAUUAAGGCUGAAAAGUAUCAUAGAAGUAAUAGAAAAAUGAAGUGUAUCUUAAUACUGGCUCCUAUUACUAUUGUAUUAUUAAUUCUACUUGAUAUAACUAAAUUUUAAAAUGUCUAGUAAUUUUCAAACAUUCCUAUUUCAAAAAUAUAAUAAUUCUGUGAAUUAAUUAAAUGUUAGUAUUUGUUGUAUAUACCAAAUACAAUUGAAGGGCACACAGGAAGAAGGGUAGUAGUCCAUUUUUUUCAAUUUCUAGUUAAUGACACCAAUCAAUGGUACAUUGGGGCUACUAGUAAAAGUCGAAAUCCGUUUAGUGAAAUAUAGUUUAUAGUGGGGCCAACUUAGCACUUUAAAAAUUGGUUGACAUAUAGAUUUGUGUGCGCAAACUAACUUUGUUUUUGCUCUCCUAAAAAGUUAUGAUAAUUGGACUACAUUUCUUUCCCUGUGUCCUUCAAUUUUAAAAGCUUCAAUACUUUCAGAAACUAUUUUGUUUUAUUUAAAAAAAAAAUGUCUACUCUAUUUAUCUUUAAAUAUAAUUAAUGUACUUUUUAUGUAAUUGAUACUUUUUACAAACUUUAUACUUUUUCAUUAUGCUUUAUGUACUAAUUUAUGAUUAUAUUAGUUUUAAUGAAUAUGAAAUAUAUUUUUUUUUGAUAAAUAUUUCAUAUAACAUAAUAAUUAAAUUACAAGUACAGCACAAUUAAAAGUAAUUGUUUAAACAAAUUCAUAAUAACUAUGGGAAAAUAGUAAACGUAGUGUUAGUAAGCAACUCUUCUUUAAGUGUUAAUCUAUAAUCUAGAGUUUAUUUAUAUAAUAGACAUUUGCAGAACAUCUGAUUUCAUUUAUACAAAUAGUACAAAUAUUAUAUUGUUAUAGCUCUUGUCUCCAAUAAUGUUCUUUUUAUAAACUAUUUAUAUGCAUUUAAUUGACGUAAAAUAUAAUAUAUUAUAUUAAUUUAUUGGCUGUAUCAAACAAACAUAAAAUAAUUUAUAAC
This is a messenger RNA of Adelges cooleyi (spruce gall adelgid), 2051 nucleotides long. It is a transcript of the gene Syx16, whose product is annotated as syntaxin-16. NCBI's taxonomy places the organism in Eukaryota, Metazoa, Arthropoda, Insecta, Hemiptera, Adelgidae. Gene Ontology annotation, molecular function: SNAP receptor activity; SNARE binding. The transcript has 6 exons. Gene Ontology annotation, cellular component: SNARE complex; endomembrane system; membrane. Gene Ontology annotation, biological process: vesicle fusion; vesicle-mediated transport; intracellular protein transport. The record is from RefSeq and is a predicted model, not a curated record. The coding region runs from base 152 to 1168 and encodes 338 amino acids.